Messenger RNA from Nerophis ophidion (straightnose pipefish), 696 nucleotides. Its product is annotated as P2X purinoceptor 2-like. Gene Ontology annotation, biological process: monoatomic ion transport. Gene Ontology annotation, cellular component: nuclear inner membrane. Bases 88 to 696 code for a protein of 202 amino acids. The transcript has 7 exons. Lineage: Eukaryota; Metazoa; Chordata; Actinopteri; Syngnathiformes; Syngnathidae. Gene Ontology annotation, molecular function: purinergic nucleotide receptor activity; ATP binding; extracellularly ATP-gated monoatomic cation channel activity. The record is from RefSeq and is a predicted model, not a curated record.
GAGGCAGAGAACGUAGAGGAAUAUAUCAAUGGAAAUUUAAAGACAUCAAAUCAAAUUUUCGGCGAGAAGGUAUUUUAUAAAUCAAUUAUGGGAUUCCUUGCAUUUUUAAAAGACUAUUUUCUUGGUUUCUGGGAUUAUGAGACCCCAAAGAUCAUGGUGGUUAAAAACACAACUCUUGGAGUCAUAUACAGAGGAGUUCAGUUUAUUGUCAUCACCUACUUUGUCUGGUACGUGUUCAUAAGUCAGAAAGCGUACCAAGAGAGCGAAACACGUCCUGAAAGCUCUGUUUACACUCGCAUGAAAGGCUCAGCGAUUCGUGGCGAUCAAAUCCUGGACACUGUGGAAUAUGUUCGACCAUCAGAGGGUGGUGAUGUCAUCAGUACAAUACUGAGACGAGAAGUCACAUAUGACCAGAAGCCGGGAACCUGCGCCGAGUAUUUUGGGGUUGCAAAAGCCAACUGCUCAAGGGACUCAGACUGUGUCCAAGGAGAGGUGGACUUUGAUGGCCACGGUCGGCGGACUGGAAGGUGCAUUCGAUAUUACAACCGCACCUUUAAAACCUGUGAGAUCCAAACGUGGUGCCCUAUUGAGGAGUAUGCUGUGCAGCGAGAACCAGCUUUGGUGGAAGCCAUCAAUUUCACAGUAUUCAUCAGAAACUCCAUACGCUUCCCAAAGUUUGGAGUGCUGAGAAAAUGA